CUGACAUCGUUCGGCACAACGGAGAACUGUCAUCUUUCAUCGGCGAUUGUUGUCUUUAGCGUUUUGUUGCACAGAUAAUAGUUAAAAUCUGCUGUGCCAGCAUGUCGGGAGCAAUUAAAAAGGCAACCGGACUGACCGGAAUGGCCGUCGCCAAGAACCCGCACCACACGCUGACGGCGCUGUACAACAAGAUUCUGCGUGCCGUUGCCAAGAUGCCUCAGGAGGCGGCCUAUCGCCGGUACACGGAGCAGAUCGUCGGCGAGCGGGCCAAGAUUGUGGCCUCGACCUCGUCGGUGAAGGAAAUCGAGCAGAAGGUCAACUGUGGCCAGGUCGAGGAGCUCAUUAUCCAGGCCGAGAACGAGCUGGUUCUGGCCCGAAAGAUGCUCGGCUGGAAGCCGUGGGAACCGCUGGUCAAGCAAGCUCCAGCCACCCAGUGGGCCUGGCCACCGGCGCAGAUUCACGAACUCAAGUAAGCAGCUGAUGAUUGAUUGAGAAACUAAUAUCUUUAUUAUUCUAUAAAAUCGUUCAACACUAGAAAUUGGUUGUAAAUAGAGGUGAGCUGGGUUCGUGCUCGAUAACUGGCUGAA
This is a messenger RNA of Culex pipiens pallens (northern house mosquito), 587 nucleotides long. RefSeq names its product NADH dehydrogenase [ubiquinone] 1 alpha subcomplex subunit 5 (gene ND-13B). The record is from RefSeq and is a predicted model, not a curated record. The coding region runs from base 102 to 473 and encodes 123 amino acids. The transcript has 4 exons. Gene Ontology annotation, biological process: respiratory electron transport chain. NCBI's taxonomy places the organism in Eukaryota, Metazoa, Arthropoda, Insecta, Diptera, Culicidae.